This is a messenger RNA of Menidia menidia (Atlantic silverside), 6223 nucleotides long. Lineage: Eukaryota; Metazoa; Chordata; Actinopteri; Atheriniformes; Atherinopsidae. The record is from the annotation of a GenBank genome assembly.
AUGGCUGGGAGAAUGAAACAACAGGGCCAAAUAAAAUCCCUAAUCAUUGGAAGAUCAUGUGACCUCAGCAGACACCACUCGUUCCGGAAGCUGUUCAGUAAGCACAGCACAUACUACAGGAAACAGCAUGGACCCACAGCUCCUGUAGAACAAGGAGGUCCUGGAGCUGAGAGCAGGUGGAGCCAUCCAGUUGGAGAGCUACGAGAGGAACAGUUCCCCAGCAUGCAACACUCUCAGAGGCUGGACCAGAGGCUCCACGUGCUCAGGGAGGAGGUCAGGACCAUGACUCUGGAGAAGGAGCGAGGGGAGGGGUUAUGGAGGGAGCGACUGCAACGUUGUCAGAGGCAACUAAUGGCCAAAGAGGAAGAGAUGAGCCGUCAGUCCCAAUACUUUGAGAACUUCAAAGCCCAACUCCAACACAAGCUCAGCCUGGCACGAGACAGAGAGCAGAGCCUACAGAAUCGCAUCUACAGUUUAGAAAACCAGCUUCUUGAUGUGACAGUUAGUGCUGCCACUGGCAUGGCCACAGUCAGAGCAGCAAAAAUCACUGCUGGGACUGCGAAUCACUUGGUGAAACAAGAGAGGAUAACGUCCACGAGAGGAGAGGGUGAAGGAGAAGAGGAGAAGAAGGAUGAGAGGAGAAAUAGAUGGCAGCCAGAUUUUGAAAAUGAGUGUGAGGAAAGGUGGGAGGAGGACGACAGGAAGGCAGAGCCGGAGACGGAGGGAGGAAGAAACAGAGACACAAAACAGAGCUCAAAUGAAGCCAGGCUGCAAGGCUUCAUCAUCAGCAUGAAGGAGGAUCUCAGGGUGCUGCUGGAGAGGGAGGAGAAUGGGAUGACUGAGCGGAGGGGACUGAUGGAGCAGCUUCAGGAGGCUCAGGAGAACUGCCACCUUCUAGGCUGCAAAGUGGAGGAGAUGAAAGCAGAUGUGCAUCAACUGAAACUUUCAGAGAGCCUCCUGAUGGAGGAGGUUGAUGAGCUCAGAGAGGAGAAUCAGAGACUCCAAAAGAUCUUCAGGGAUGCAGCUAACCAAACGCCACCUUCAUCAACUACAGACCCAGAGUCCAGACGCAUUAGUCCUGGGACCAGCCCAGCUGUUUGCUCAACAUCCCCCACCACUCUGUCUCACACCGCUGCCAAGGGACAGUCUGUGAGGAUUGCAGGAGAGGUCCAGUCCCAUACAGAUGCGGAACCGAUUCUGCCUCAUCCACUUGCAGUUUCACCCGUUGACCACCAGAGAGAAGCAGAGUGCUGGCAGGACAACACAGAUGACAGCAACUCAGUGGACAAAGCAAAAGAUCACCUUGACUCCAAGUGCAACACCAGUUUCCAGCCACUUUCCUUCGUUACAGAGACCUUGAAUGAGUUUAAGAUGGGGUGCGUCAAUGAAAGCCCCAGUGCAGAAUCAAAUGCCCUGAGAGAAGCUUUCUGGAGUCUGGGAUUAGGGGAAGAUCUUCAAGCACUUCAAGAGCAACGCGAGCACCUGGAGGCUGCUCUGCAGCAUACGCAGGAACAGCUGAGGGCGAUGGCUAAGGAGAAUGCCCAGCUGAGAUCACAGCUCAGGAAAGAGGCAGAGGAGCAACAGACAGAGACAGAGCACUGGUCAACAAAAGAAAAGAUUGCCACACCACCAGACCAUGAUGUAGAUGACCAUCCUGCUUCAUCUUCUACCCAGGAUGACGGCACAGUAGCUCAGAAUAAUCUUGUCCAAGCCCUGAACCAGGAAAACCGGGCCUUGGCAGAGCGAAUCCAAGAGCUGAUGUCUCACAUGCGGCUCAGAGAGGAGGAAAUCAAGGAGGAGCAAAGAAAGCUCCAUGACAGUGUUACCAGGCUAAAGGGGGAUGGAAUCAGGCUGGAGCAGGAGAACCAUGAACAAAGCUGCUUGAUUUUAGAGCUGACACGGAAGACUGAGGAUGAUCUAAACACCAUCAUGGAGCUCCAGCAAAAGUUGGAGGAACUGAGGGGGACUGAAGAGGAAUUACAAGGUCAAAAACCUGAAGUACCAGAAAUGUUUGUGCAGAAAAACCAAAAAGAAUUUGCAGAUAGUAUAGUUACAAGCGUGCCUCAAGAAGUACAGAACAGUCAGAUAGAGGAUGUUCUCAGCACAGCUUCAUUACCUGGUUGUAAUCAUAAGUCUGAAUCAUUACAAGAUUACUCACAGAACAUCAUGACGGUUAGUUCACUUACAGACCAAACAUCCCAGCUCACCAGCUCAAUUAAGAACCUCCCAGCAGAGCAAGAAGAACUCACUAAGAGCCUAAAUUUGCUCAGAGAUCAGCUUAGAGAUGUUGCUCUCUCAGUCCAAACACAGACAGAGGAAAAGCAGCAGUUAACUCGCACAGUUUGGGCUCUAAAGGAGCAGAAAGAUGGUAUCUCUCAGUCUCUGGCUGGCCUUAAACAAGAGAAAGAGCAGCUGAGCAGGGCCGUCCAUGGGCUGAAAGAUGAGAGAGAUCAGUUUAUAAGGUCCAUGAGUGGACUAAAAGAAGAGAAAGAGCAGCUAACUAAAUCACUUUCUGGUCUUCAAAGAGAUAAAGAGGCAAUAAUAAAAACUCUCUCAAGUGGAAGUGAAGAGAGAGAUCGAAUCAUGGAGUCACUGCAGGGUCUACAGGCAGAGAGCGACCAGUUAAAGCAGACGGUGCUUCAUCUGAAAGAACAGAGAGAUAAACUAACAGAUUCCCUGAAGUGCCUGACAGAACAGAGAGAACAGGAACAAUUAAGUCAAACUUCAAAAGACGACCAUGACCGGUUGGAAAAGGCAGUUAGCAGUUUAACAGAAGAAAAAGGAAAAAUAGAACAUUCAGUGAACAGCUUGAAAGAAGAACAAAAGCAGAUCAUGCAAAUAAUCCUGGGCUUAAGAGAAGAAAGAAACAGGCUUCAAGCUCUGCCCAUCCAAACCCAAACAGAGGAGAAGAAUCUCAAGCAGCCGCUGAUUAAGUUACAGGAGGAACUGGACAAGAGUCAUGUUGAGAUCCAGAGGUUGCACAUUGCACUGUCUCAGGCGGAAGUGAAGUGGGAGGAAGCUGAGAUGAGGGCAGCCCAAACAUCUGAGCAAGUGGAGAGACUGACAGACGCAGCCAAUGAAAUGGAAGACACCACAAUGAAAAAUGACAGGCUCGCAACACAGGUGACUGAGCUGCAGAUCAAACUGACUGAGCUGAUCAGGGAGAAGACACAUGCUCUGUCUCUGAAGAAACUAGCAGAGGAGCGAUGCGGCAUCCUCACUGCUGAGCUCAAAGCAAAAACAGUUGUUCUUGAGGAGCUGAACUCAGAGUAUAUAGCUCUGAAAGGAGGAAAGGGCAGCAGGGAUGAUGGGAGUACCGCUCUGUUCUCACUUAGGACACGCUACAACAACAUCAGAGCCAAGUAUGACGUGCUCCUUAGAAGGAAAAACCUGAAAGAUCUGGAUGUGGCUCCUUUAAAGGCCAAGUUGUCCUGCCUGCUGGUGAAGUGUCAGGAGAGGAACAGCGUGUUAGCUCAGAUGAUGAGGGCCAUGCACAGGCAGGGCUGUGUGGACAGCCAGCUCACACAGCGGGUCGAGGAUCUGCUGAGUGAUGCUGCUCUGCAGGACUACUCUGCAGCAUUCGCACCAGGAGGCAGAGCACAGACCCGACGUCACUGUGAGGGCUUCACACAAGAAUUCAUCCCAGCAUUUCUGGACUACACCAAUGGAUUCGUAGCUGAUCAAACCGGCCCGCUUGCUUUAACCUCUGUGAGCAAAAGACAAAAUGCUGUUCCACAUGGAACUGGAGACCAGUGGGGCCAAAGUGCGGGGCAUACUUCAGUAUUUGCCAGUGAAACAAUACAUCGUCAAGGCUCAAGUGGAUUCAUGCCUUUAGCAGAAGGAACAUCUAAGAAAAACUCACCUGGGCCAACCUUAGCUGAAGAUAAGCAAACAGGUGUACCAAAGCCAGCUGGCCUGCAAGUAAAAGGGAGCCUGAUUCCCAUUAUGUCACAGCUGUCUCCUGUUAGCAGAUCACUCCAAGCAAUCAGUCCUCCUCAAAGGUUCCCCUCAGAUCCGACCACUCUGAGUGUAUCCUCACCGAGUAUCAUCCCUCCCUCUUCCUCCACACCCGUCAGCCUCAACAGGAGGUUCAGCAGUCCCGAGAAGAUUGUCAACCUGCACGAGCAGCUGCAGAAGACUCUGAUGAGCAGCUUUCAGACACCUGGGAGCAGAGGCAGAGGGCAGCAGCCCCGGAGGAGCCUGUCCAUUUCAGCCUCCACAGACCUGAGCCCUCCCAAAGCAGAGCUCAACCCCUCAUCUUGCAGUGCUCCGCAUAGCCCCUCUCUCCCAGUCACCACGGCUUUGAGCCCAGCUCAAGAUGUAGUGAAAACUAAGUCUGCCAGCUUUAACACGUCGGGAACACUUUUGAAUGCGGUUGCUGUCAGAUCUGCUAAUGCAGCAUUGAGUCCUGUCACGUUCAUUUGCCAAGGCCUUAAAGCAUCUAAAUUGUCUGCUCUUUCUCACUCCUCUAACUAUGCUCUCACCACUGUGGCACCCAGCAAAGAUGAAUCCAUUUUAAAUGGUGGCUUUAAUUUAACAGUAUCCCCAAAGCAGCUAAAGAAAGGGACUGUUAUCUCUAACGUAUCUGAUGCUGAACACACAGCUUCAGCCUUUCUAACUUUGACAACGGCUCCUUUUAACCCUCAUGUCACUAAUCCCAAAUCCACUCACCCAAAUGUGUCUGCUUCUAGCAAACAAACAGUCUCAAAUUCUCAGUUUUUGAACAAUGCCUCUAAAACGAAUGACCCCUCAAGCGAUGGCCGUGCACUCACAACAGCCUGCUCUCAGUCUGCUCACUCCUCUGACGAAAGAUCCAACCAGUCAGCCAGGGAAGCCAACGCUGCUCCAGAGAGGUUUUCCAGACCCAAACCAGAACCUCCCGCUGAGGUUCGCUCUGUUGAGGUCAUAAAAACUGUUGGUCAGAGCAGCCUCCUGAUUGGCUGGGAGAGGCCUCCGCUCGAUGAGCUGGGCUGCAGUAAUGGAACAUUUGUGUACGGAUAUAGGGUGUAUGCAGAUGGCAACUUCCACAAAUCUGUCAUGAGCUCAGCAUGCACAAAGUGUAUUUUGGAGAGCGUGGACCUGAGCGUGCCUGUCCACAUCAGUGUCCAGACUCUGGGCUCAAAUGCGUCCACACUGUUCACGGGACCUCAAACACAACAGGGCAACGCUGACCCACGCAGGGGUCCAGUCAGAAGAAAUCUAACACUUCAGAUUCUGAGAGAGUGCCGUGUGUAUCCUCCUGUCUGUUCGCCCCUCAGUGCACACCCAUCUAAAUCUGCAGCCCUCCGAGGGAGCGUCUUCACCUCCACCUGAGCUGAGACACACAGUCACACAGCACGGACCCAUGUGCCAGAUGAGGCUUAGGUCAACUAAUCAGGAAUACCCCUCUCACACAGUUAUUAGCUGCCCGUGCACGUACAGUUGCCUGCAGCCACCAAACCUCGGAACCUCCAAACCACUACCUGAACAUGCUGAAUGAAAUGCUUUGUCAGAUCUCUGCCUCUGCACUCAAAGUCGAUUUCCAGCUUAAAACAGCCUUUUCCUUGUUGGAAGACAUUCCUGUCUCACCUGCAGGACCUCUUGAAUGCUUAAAUCAUGCUAACUCCCAGGUGAUCCGUCACCCGUGACGCAACCAUUUAGGAAGGCAUCUGCUGCACACCUUUUCACUGUGUUAAACAGUCAGACCACCAGUCACGCUGCCUCAUCAAAGAGCCGGCAAAGUGAAAAGAGAGAGCCGUUGUGACAGCGACAGUGUGCGAUUUCCACGCAUGAAACCAAAUACGUGAAAGGACGAUUAGUUCCAAAGAGUUGUUUGUUUUCCUCUUCUCCUAGCUCGCCGGGAUUCCCUUAAACACAGUGGCCAGAUUUUAAGUUGUACAAUUUGCACACAAUCAUGAUUAAUAUCUAAAUGAAAACAAUUUUAAGAGAUUAUCGCUGGUAUUUUUUGAAGAGCCUAUUAUAAAAAUAUGCCAAUGUACCACACACUGUAUGUCUUUUUGUAAGUGACUUUGCUCCCAAUAGAUGUCACAUUUGCACGCACAUUGUUUUUUCUUAUUUGAUUUUAUAAAUGUUCAGGUCUCACAUGAUAGAUUCCUCUGUUACUCACGGUAUGUAUGGGUGAGGAGGGAUCAUGGUGCACUAAAGGUAUUUUUCUAUCUCUAACUCGUAUAAUUGAUUUACCACUAUUUCCCUCUAACUGUGCAGAGAAUAAAUAAAUGUUUAU